This is a messenger RNA of Tetranychus urticae (two-spotted spider mite), 1623 nucleotides long. Lineage: Eukaryota; Metazoa; Arthropoda; Arachnida; Trombidiformes; Tetranychidae. The record is from RefSeq and is a predicted model, not a curated record.
UAUUGGAGUGUACGAAGAUGAAGAAGGGAAACCUCCGAUAUUCAAGAGACAUAAGAUAAACUUCGCACCUGAAGAUGUCAUCACACAUUUAGCUGUCAGUAAUAACCAGAUGAUUUUGGCGAUGAGAAACAAGAAGCUACUCAGAAUUGAUUUAAUGAAUCCAGAUCAGCCCAUAGAAAUCGAAUUGGCUCAAUUUCUUGGGGAUAAAUCUCAAAUGGCUAAACUGCAUCAGCUCAACUAUACGCUCAGAGUGCUUUCCAUUCAAUUAAAAUCAUGAACAGAGAUAAGAAUGCUCAGUUUGAAGACUCUAAUGCAAAUAAUGAUGCGCUCCGGGACUGUUCUGGUGAUGAAGGUUCAGCAAUAGAGGAUGAUGCUCCAGAAAGUUUUCGAGUUCCCCUUAGAUCAGAGCCACCCUUGGAGACAUUCCCAGAUUUACUGAGAGUACCAACGAGUACAACAAAUAAUUCAGUAACUGAAGAUGAUACACCUGAAAGUUUAGUUUCUGCUCCUGUUCAGCCAUUCAGGCCAACUGUUUCAAUUUCAAAGUCUGUCUACAGACCAUUCACUUCCAAUCUUCUGAAUCCGUCAUUAUCUAAUAAUGUUCAAACAAGUGAAGGCGCUUCUAAUUUUAACAGGGCCUUCAUUGGCCCUGAUAUAUCUCAGGUUGAACCAGCCAAUUCAACCAUUCAAAUAUCUAGAAUACCUCAAACUUCUAGCUCAUCUAGAGGCUCAUCUACACCAGCUCCACUAAUGUUUCAUCCAAGACCACUUCCACCUUUACCAGUUGGCUCAAAUCUCGAUGACUCAAGUCUACCUCCUAGACAUCAACCUGGAUCUAGUAUUACAAACGAAGUCACGAAUCGGAUAGCUAAUCAUCCACAUCGUAGUCCAAUCAACUGUCUGAAUCUUUCCUCUGCUCUAUAUUCAACUCUUGACUCUAAUCCUUCAUCAUCUUCAUCAUCUUUAUCAUCUGCUCUGGCCCCUAUAAAUGAUGCAAUAGCUCGUGUUCAAUCUUCCAUCGACGCAUUAAGUCGGGAUGUGAAUGAAAGAUUUGCUGCUUUAGAGAAUCGACUUGACUCAUUAACUUCGCUAUCAAAUCUAGGUGCCAGUUUUAACAUAAAUUCCUCAGAUUAUACUAAUGGCUCUGGGGAAAUCGGAUCAGAUUCACUGAAAAAAAUCAUCAAAGAACAGAGACAGGAGUUACAAAACGAACGUCAAGAAUUUCUACUAUCAUUUGCUAAUGCUUUGAAAUUCGCUGCUGAAUCGUCGACCCAAGGGGAAGCGUCUGUCUCUAAGACCAAUGGUACUGGACAUUGACAAAAUUUCUUCAAUAAUUCAAAGAAUCAACAAGAUUUUUUACAAGAAAAAUUCAUCCAACGAAUCGCCUUUCUUUAAUUAAACCGAAUUUAAUUUUAAUUUCCGAGACUAUUGCCGUUCAAUCUACCAUUCUGACUAUAAGUCAGCCAUUUCCACUACAAUCUCCAGGAUUAUUGAUCAGAGAACCAGCAUAUUUUAAAACUACUUUCAAUAAUCACCCUAAAUCAAAAAAGUACAAAUGAUGCUAAUAAAUGUUUAAAUAAUCAACAACACUACAGUCUCAAGAUAAAAUUUGUUUGUGAAAAA